CACAUCACAACAAAACAUGUUAUUUCUGCACAGCGCCCAGUGUGUUCCAAGCCUCGGGGUGAAUCCUUCGCUGUGAUUGGUGGAGUCUAAUAUCAGGAGACAUCAAGCCAGGGAAUGUUCUACUGAGCAGUGAGGGACACGUGAAGCUUGCUGACUUCGGUGUAGCAGCAGAAGAAGUGUUUGGCCAUAAUACCAUCCAUGGCCAAGCAGGGACAUUGAAUUACAUGGCCCCCGAGAUGCUACUAGACCGUGACUACACUGCAGCUGUGGACUGGUGGUCUUUUGGUGUUACACUAUGCAAAAUGGCCACUGGGAAAUCCCCUUUCCAGACUGGAUGUGACCUGCCCAAAGUGAAAAAAUCCAUCCUCAAAGAUCAGCCCAACAUUCCAGGAUGGAUCAGCUCAGAACUACGUAAUCUUCUGAGAAAGCUUCUGAAAAAGAAGCCUCACAAACGCCUUGGAAUCAAUGGAAGUAUCCGGCAACAUCCUUUUUAUGCUUCCAUUGAUUGGGAGGAGCUGGAAAGCAUGAGGAUACCAUCACCUUUUCAGCCAGAACCUGAAUCAUCUGAAGAUUUAAAUAAGGUCACACCAUCAUUCAUGGAGGUCCUACAAAACCCAUCAGAGGACAAUCUCAUUCAAGGGCUUUCCUACAUAAAUCCCAGCUGGAAGGAGUAGAAGCCUAGCCAGGUGAGUUUUACACUGGCCUCCCUCACCUCAGUGAGAGUCUCUGGAUACUUGUGCAGUAAAACCUGGCAGCACCUGAGUGGCUACGGGUAAGGCCGAAAGUCAAAGGUGGCUGUUAUAAGACAGAAGAGCAUGCCUAGUGUGGGAUCCACUUACUUCCCUGAGGUUUGGGAUCUUAUCACCUACUCCACCUGCCUUGUCAUCUACUCCACUCAAGUGUACCAUCUAUUUCAUCUGGCUAUAUCAUCUGCCAAAGUUAAAAGUCCAGUAAGCUUUCUAUGUGCUUUCCAUCACCUCCAUCAGCAAUCCGCCUCCAUAAUCAAUUCUGCCUUGUCCAUCUGGCCCUGUCACAUCCUCACUCUGCCAAUAUUAGCUGCUCCUUUUACCAAAUAUUCCAUCUGUCAUCACCAUCUAGUUCAUCUUACCAUGCCUGUCAGUAGCAUGUGGGUCACUAAACUAUCACUAA
This is a messenger RNA of Xenopus laevis (African clawed frog), 1149 nucleotides long. RefSeq names its product protein kinase C theta type-like. The transcript has 5 exons. The record is from RefSeq and is a predicted model, not a curated record. NCBI's taxonomy places the organism in Eukaryota, Metazoa, Chordata, Amphibia, Anura, Pipidae. Bases 225 to 674 code for a protein of 149 amino acids.